Molecule: messenger RNA, 681 nt
Organism: Stylophora pistillata
Lineage: Eukaryota; Metazoa; Cnidaria; Anthozoa; Scleractinia; Pocilloporidae
Source: RefSeq, a predicted model, not a curated record
AUUCGUGGGAAACAAUUUCUCUUGUAUUUAGGUUGGACGAUGGUUUUCAAGGUUGUGUCUAAUGUUUCCGCCAACGGUAAAAGCAGUCCGCAAAUGUGGUCUUCAUCGGAGACGAUAAAUGAAAAUACAUCAGAGGCACUGAACAUCAAUUCUUCAUUCGGAGGACAUUACCAAAACCGUUUUGUGCCAAAUUGGCAUCUUGUGAAACCCAAAGAGGCGCUGAUAGCUUGGUACAAACGGAAUGGCUCAGAUCUCGAAAUUCUUUCUAUCGUAUUCGACGCGACUAAUUCUGAAAACAAAAACUGGUUUUCUAAAAGUCGCAUAAUUCACUCUCCUUGGACAGAUUUGGAAAGCGAGCCUCUGAACGUAUUCUCGAUCGAAGGCUGUUGCGGUGGAAGGGACUUCUCAUUUCCAGAAAUCAUGGCGGCUGCCCAGGCGAUGCAGGAUGGCUGGCCAUUAUCUCUACUGACUGUCCAUGGGAACGACGGCUUCCUCUUUUCACUGUUAUGUGGAGUAACAGGACAACAUAGACAAAUUGGACUCCGUACGGUAACACUCGCGAAAGGGCAACUACGUUCUUCGAUCGAGUGUUGCAAAAUCACUCCUAUUGGCUUAUUAAAACACCUCGCGAUAAGAUUUGUCCCGAAAACUCGCGCCAGUUUCUCACCAAAUCCAGUUUAA